UGUCACUUUACCCAUGUGUCAGUUGUAGACUUGUGAAACAAAUUUGCAAAUUUCAGACUUUUUGGUUCAUCAAUAGAAUUUGUAGUUUAAAAAUAUCAAAAUAUAACUCAUAUUCCAACUCCAAUUAAUACAUAAAAUUAUCAUCAAUAUUGGUUUAAUCAGAAUGGAUAACUCUUCAAUAAGAGGACGUUACAGUUUAAGUACAACAAAUUUAUCAAGUCCAAUAGCUGAAUCGACAUGCCUAAAUGGCCUCAGCUCGCGAUCAAAAUUCAACUGGGGUGAAGGAACCAUAAGCUCCCGAAGUCGAAAUAACUCACAAUCUAUUGUCGAUCAAAAUAAUUCAACGUCUAAAAACUCAAAUGGCAUACCAACUAAAGUUUCAAUGUCACCAUCAUCCCGAAUCGAUCCAAGAACGUAUGUUGACAUACAUAGCAAUGGACUAGCAUCAAGGAUAGUUAAGUAUCACGAUAAUAGUACUCGAUUAAAUCGAAGUCUGUCUAUGACCAAUUUAUAUAACAAACCCGGACAAUUUCCAGUUGUGCAUUUGAAAAAAACCGAACAACAAUAUAAAGCAAAAAAGACAAAGAAUCUUUCUAUGACUAGAAUAGCUGCUCCAGAAAAAUCUGCCUUUCAUGGAAAUACACUUUCAAGUAUAUUGCGAUCAGGCUCAAUUGUGGGAUUGCAAAAGAGCGAUGAAGAAAUAUCUCGAGAAAAUCGACCUAUACUUCAUCCUCCACCUACUGAAAAUGAAAUGGCUCCUACUAGGAGCGUCCUUGAAGUUUUGAAAGAAAUUUCACGAAAAAGAAUCAAUAGCGAUGAAAUGGAUGGAACCGAGCUAACAAAAAAGCAGUGCAAGGAACCAGAGCAAGAUUCAACUUCAAACAAUGGGCAACGUACACAAAGUAAACGGCAGCGUGAAAUCACCCAUCCUUCCACAUUCAAUGCUCAAAUAUCCCCCGAACAACAAGUGAUAAAAAAACGUAUGUGUAACUAUAAUAAUGAUAUAUUGAGUUCACUUAGUUCAAGCAUGGCGAGUGUGAAUAAGAAAAAAAUGAUGGAUAUGCAAUCUCAAAAAAGAACCGCAUCCGAUGUUGGUGGCCUGAAUGGUUCAAGCACUAGUUUUUCUGACUUUGAAGUAUCCCGUAGUGAAAAACAUCGUUGUAUUGGAAACUAUGAAAUGCAACAACCUACCACCACAAAAUAUACUUCUGUCACUCCGCUUCCUAGUGCACCAAUUCAAAAUACUAACGAAUUAGAUAGUAACACCAGAGGGGGAAUUGUUACUAGAAGAGCUUCUGAACCAGCAUUAACUAAUACGAAGCCGAAGCUUACACUUUUCAAUAAAGAUUAUGACGAAACACCUAUUAUUAAUAAUAACACUUAUACGAAAGAAGAUGGAGAAUUGAGUGGAAUACAAUUUGUUAAACCCAAAAAGAGCAGUUCAAUUUCAUCGGGUGGUACACUUUUAAUGGAGAAGACUAAAAAAUCAAAACUAGCUCUGAUGUUAAGUGGGCUAAAAGGUGAAUUGGAUGAAGAAGAUGAAGUGGAUUCUGUAAUUCCAAAAGAUGACAAACAGAAAAUAACAGAGCCACCUGUAAGCACACAAAUUACAUCAGUUGCGAGUGUCUCUAAUUCAACUAGUCUAUUCUCAACACCAACUAUUACUUCAGUGGCUUCGUCAAUAUCAAUUACGAGUAAACCAACUGAAACAAUUAAACCAGCUAUUGAAAACUCUGGAGUAAAAACAACUGAAACAACUGAUGGUUUGAACUCAUUUGCGGUUACUUCAACUACCUCGACAGUAAACCCCAUCCCGGUGUUAUCUUCUACUUCAAAUACACCUGCACAAGUAUCUCUGCCAGCGAUUACAACAUCUGUUCCAGUACUUUCGACCACUUCAACUGCAAGUACGAACCCAGUUGCUGGAGGAUUUAGCUUUGGUUUAUUAAACACACCAAAGACAGCAACAACAAGUGCAACUUCAGGCCUUUCAUUGCCGUCAUCUUCAAUAUCACAAGCUAUUGCCUCACCAUUAACCACAUCGGCAGUAGUUUCAACACCCAUUUCUGCAUCAGGAACGACUUCGAUAUCGGGUACGAAACCAUUUGCAUUUGGUGCAGCAACUACACAAGCUUCAGCAUCUGCUACUCCUAGUUUUUCUUUUGGGGCUCCAACUACACAAUCCCAAACAAUUUCAUCAACAAAAGAACCUUCAAUUGUCAGUACAUUUGGAUCCCCGUUGGCUAUUACUAAACCAACUGACUCUGCACCUGCAGUAUUUGGACAAUCUUCAGCUUCAUUACAACCGACUUUUUCUUUUGGUUCGCUGGCAGCAGCAAAGACAACUACAAAUACUUUGACAACAGGAACGGCUUCACCUGCAACCACAAGUGCAUUAACAACAAAUCUUGGUUUACAAAAAAGUGCUUGGAAUGCAUCAUCAAUAUCCGCGCCUACAAAUACAAACUCUAUUAACGGUAUCGGAUCAUUCGGAGGAGAAAAUGCAUCUUUAUUACCUCAACCAACCACAACAUUAACUUCAACUAGUUCAACUGGAGGUUUUUCAUUUGGCUCUGCUUCUUCGACUGAAGCUCCUAAAUCCUUGUUUGGAAAUGUAGGACCAGCAAAUACAACAUCAACAAACUCAAAUACGACAUUUUCAUUUUCCGCUGCUAAAACUCCGGCCAACCCGACUAAUACAAUAAGUGCGUUUACCUUUGGAGCAGGUGCUCCAGCUCCGACUCAAUCUCCAGCAGCUGUCCAAAAUACAGCUCUUACAUUUGGUGCUACUGCUGCUCCGGCUGCGAGUAAUGUUACCCCACAAAAUAUAUUUGGUAACACAGCGAAUGCCAAACCAUCAAAUACUUUUGCUUUUGGUGCAUCUGCUCCUAGUGUACCUACUCAAAAUAGCGCAUUUUCUUUUUCAUCUUCUGACAAGACUACGGCCGCCGUUCCUGCAGCUAGUAAUUCAGUUGGAGGUUUUGCUUUCAAUAAUCCGUCUGUCAAUUUUACUCCGGUGGCUGAAACGAACAAAAAUAUAUUUGGAACAGUUGCACCUGCAGCUGACCCGAAGCCAGCUUUCAAUUUUGGUUCAUCAACCACAACCAAUCAAAACACAGAUAAACCUGUAGUAUUUGGUGCUUCUACAAAUAUUUUUGGAACACCUGCUACCUCAGGCACACCACAGAGCUCUGCCUUUACUUUUGGUUCAUCUGCUGGUGAAGUUGCAAAUCAAGGAGCAGCACCUACAAAUCCUUUUGGAUCUGCAUCAACUACCAUGGGAACUGCUGCGGGAUCGAAUUCAAUUUUCGGGGCACCAUCAGGUGUUGCAACACUACCACAAUCAUCAACAUUCAAUUUCGGUGCAAGUUCUAGUAAUAUAAAACCAGAAGCUAGUAAGCCUACAGGUGGCUUCGUCUUUGGAAGCACUUCGUCAAUUGGAAGUAAUGCCUCAAAACCUGCUGUCGAUAUGAAUAAAACAUUUGUCUUUGGAGACAGCAAUACAACUAUCAAACCUGCUCUACCAUCAGCAACAAGCGUUUUUGGUGGAGGUAGUGGGACAAACAAUGGCAUCAAUGGAACUACAGAAAAUAAAAUGUUCUCAUUUGGAACACCAGCUGCCGGUGGAAUAAAUAAUACAUUUUCUACUGCUCGCCCAACAGUGAAUCCAGCACCAGCUUUCAAUUUUGGAGCUGUAGCUCCAGCUAAUGCAGCACCAACUCCAAAUGGUAAUUUGUUUGCCCCUCCACAAGGACAAGCACCAACUGAUCGAGUCAUCAAGAAAGCCACGCGACGCCUACACAAGACAUAAACUUCCGUUUUUUAUAAUAUCUUUUAAUUUGUACUUGUUUUUUGGGAUAAGAGCUCCUUAAGAUGUAUUUUGUAAGUACAUGUGUUGUGGUUGUUUCAAUUUAAAUUAAAUCGCCGAUUCGGAGUAUAAA
Messenger RNA from Episyrphus balteatus (marmalade hoverfly), 3941 nucleotides. RefSeq names its product nuclear pore complex protein DDB_G0274915. The coding region runs from base 164 to 3811 and encodes 1215 amino acids. The transcript is spliced from 5 exons. NCBI's taxonomy places the organism in Eukaryota, Metazoa, Arthropoda, Insecta, Diptera, Syrphidae. The record is from RefSeq and is a predicted model, not a curated record.